Molecule: messenger RNA, 897 nt
Organism: Arachis ipaensis
Lineage: Eukaryota; Viridiplantae; Streptophyta; Magnoliopsida; Fabales; Fabaceae
Source: RefSeq, a predicted model, not a curated record
GUAAGAUGGAUGUUAAUGGGAGAUAGGAAGAUUGAAGUUUAUCUGAAUGCAACAAGUUUUCAUGAGCAGGCUUUCAUGAACUUGCUGUGUUUUCGAAUGAGAUUUCUGAUGGAUGCUCCAAGGCUCAAAAUGCAACUUCUAAAUAUGUGCAUGGAGCCAAUCUUGCAACAUAAAUUGAGUCCUUUGAAGGUUUGUCUACCUACUGUAGUAGUGGAAUUCCUAAGACAAGCAAAGGCUGCUAAGCUUUUCAUGACAUCAGAAUCAUUUGCCUUUGAUGAUAUGUUCGAAUAUGAUCUUUUGAGGGCAUUUGGCGGGAUAGAUAGACUCCACAUGUUCUUUCUUUUUUAUCCUUGUUUACUGAAGAAAAGUGAAAGUUUUGUAUUUUACAUAAGGCCACAUUUUGCACACUGGUCAAAGAUCAAAUGUGAUGGCACCGAUGAUGGCGAAUUCAAUGAAAGUGACAGCGAUGCAUCUGAUGACGAAUUUGCCGACAUGAAUGAGAAUGAUAUGAUUGAAGAUGACAUGACAGUGAGUGUACAAGCAGGUUUGGAUUUCAACCCCGACUUGAAUAGAAUGUCUAUCACGCCCAAGAACAAGUCUUUGUUACAUUUUCAAAAGCAAAAUGCAUGAAUGCCCGCAAGAAUCAGACCAUCCACUAGUCCAGAGUCUUUGUGAUGAUAUUCUUGUGCCAGAAAACAUGCCAAUUUUACAAUAUUUUGGUAUGGUAGGAUUAGAAAGUCUAUGUUGGUGUUCUUUAUAGUGAAGAAAACAGGGGGGAAGCAUUGUGCAGUGUUUUGGGGUAUUUUGGCCACCGUAUUCGAGCCAAUUGUAAGCGUAGUUUUUAACUUUGGGGAUACUCCCAUAAAGACGCUUAAAAUAUCUUUUUGUAAAGACGCG